AUGUAUUCAUCAAGACUAAUGAAUAAUUAUUGUGGUUUCAAUAUUCAUACAAAAUGUAUAGGAAAUAAUAGAACUCCAAUCUCAACUAUUUUGCCAGAUUACUGGAAUGAUGGCUCCAUUUUCCCAGAAGAAGACGAUUCACCAGUGGCACUUGAUGAGUUGCAGUAUGAUGUGACUCUAGAUGGAUACUAUGAAAUUUUUGAUUCAUUUGGAAGAAUGCCAAUUAUUAAUUUUUCUCUCAGACCAUCAGAAGGGGAAGAAGAAGCAUUGGAGCAAGAGAGAAACAUCAUCAGAGAACAACAAGAAAAACUGGAGAGAGCUGCCAUAGAAUUCGACAAUAUAUAUAACAGUCAAAUGGAGAUUGCAAAUUGUUUAAAAAAGGAUGAUGAUGAUGUUGUAUUUAUAGAAGAAAUAAUUUCUGUUAAUGAUGAUGAUAAUAAUAAUAAUAAUUGGCAUAAUGAUUGUACAAUACUCGAAUGA
Messenger RNA from Aphidius gifuensis, 480 nucleotides. RefSeq lists its product as uncharacterized. NCBI's taxonomy places the organism in Eukaryota, Metazoa, Arthropoda, Insecta, Hymenoptera, Braconidae. The transcript is spliced from 5 exons. Bases 1 to 480 code for a protein of 159 amino acids. The record is from RefSeq and is a predicted model, not a curated record.